AUGAGGGAGGAGAUAGUGCAGCAGAUGCUGCGCAAUCCUGUUUUACAGUCCCGAGUCCACCACGCCAUGGGAUACACGGUGGACAUCCCUGUUCGUGAGGGUUGGACUGUCGGUACACUGUAAGAAUGCCAGGGGCGUCGUAUUACUGAAUGACUAAACAAUCGCCAUCUGUUCAAUAAAUUGAAAAGUCGUUUUCCCAUGCGAAAUAUUUCAUUUUUAAUUUUUCCAAUUUGGUUUCUCAAAUGACCGACAGUUGCGAAUGGAUCGGACGACGAGGUUUGUUUAACAUUGCGUUGUAAGAGGUAGAUCCUAAAACUACCGAUAUUAUUCGACAUCUAACCUGAGUCAAGGACAAUUUGGUCUUUAUAAGAACGCUAUGCUUCCGAGGUAGAUCUGCUCAUUGUCUUCUGAUGUCUACCUUGAUUCCAAUUCCAGAAUUUUUAGCACGACACUUUUUAUGCUUAUUUCGCGAAAUCCACUCGAUCUGCGGCUUAAACACUCAUUCGACUAUUACGAAGUAAACGGUUGUAUCUAAACUGACCAAGAAACAUUGGCACCAGCUGUAGUUGAUACUUUGCGACAUAACAUAUGUGGCAGCUAUGAUACCAUCAGAAAUAUUUUCGCCUUUCAUUACUACAGUUCGAUCAGGUCUAAAAAUUUCCUAGUAUUCUUAAAAAUCCGAGAAAAUUUAUUGAACGCACGUCUCCAUAAAAGGUAGUCGUUUUAUUCUGACAAAUUUUUUUCGCCAGCAGCAGUACUCGCGAAGCAUUUGGACAGAGUUUUUUUUCGAAAACCCCAUCUUCAGACAUCUAAAAUGCAGUAAAUAUACAAAAUUCCGCUCAAAGCUAACAGACAUCAUGGAAGUUUUUCGUGAUGAAAUUAAGACUUAACUGCUUUGGAGUAGCGAAAAUUCUCGUAACGAUAUUCAGAAGACCAAUUGGAGUGCAUACGUUUGCUUCCCAUAAAUUCUCGUUGGGCCAAUACAUUUAUAUGCAAACGGGUCGAAUAAACCAUGUUAGUGACUAGGGUGAUCGAUCAAACUUCGCCUACGAACUUUAAUCGAUUUCUCUAGUCACUGACGUAUUUUACGCAACCCCCUUCUCGUAAUGGCCUGAAGAGAAUUUGUCGGUAGCAAACGUAUGUUCGGCGAUUAGUUUUCUUUUAUUUAACUGUUAAGUAACCCACUAUGUCCUGAAAUGCUUUAAAAAGUACAUAGUUAACAUAUUUUUAGUUAUAUACCCAUGUUCAUUAUCAGUUUACAAAAUGGCCGAGAAAAAAGGCCGUGUUUAAACUGAAGCAACCAAUAGAGGCAUGUAUGUCCCGCACAUUCCGCCUUAAUUUUGACAUGGCCAAGCUUCCUAUGUCAAGCGCCUUGAAGAAAACUGCCAGUUUUGCUUGAAGGAGCAGCACCCUCUCUGAAAAGGGGUUUAACCUUGAAACAAACACCAUUGAAAUAAGUGAAAAGAACCUAGAUACACUCACACAGCAACUGUGGUCUCUACGCAGGAGGUUGGUAAAGCGCACAUACUUGCAAGAAGCUGUUCGGACAGAAGACGGUUAUUUUUCCCCUUCAGUGUGCACUUCGAAGUUUACCAGCCGAAAAACAUUUGCAUGCACAAAUACGUGCACCCAGUGCACUCAGGUGGUCAGCAGAGGUGUAACGUUUACUACCCCCCCCUCCCCCCACCGAUGGCCGGAAAUAGAAAAUCGGCUGCGCCGGACCCGCCUUUGGUGGACGGAACUGUCGCGAGCCGUUGAGAGCGAAAACAGUCAACGCAGAAGAGGAAGAAGCGGGAGAAAAGGACAGCAGAUACUGAUGACAGGAAGGAGGGGCGCAGGAGGGGAGGAAGGCAGUAAAGGAGCAGAUGAGGAAGUCCUGAAAGGGAAGAGUUUUGUAGAAAAAAAGUGUGGGAGUAAGAGGAAGUGGAAGAGUUGGAGGUGUGAGAGAAAAGGAGCGAAAGAGGCGGAACUUUGUAGAAGGGACACGAAGAAUCGGGAAAAACCUAGCAGGAGGACUCACGAAAGAGGGAUAGAUAAUAAUGGCAAGGAACAGGAUGAGGAGAGGGAUGAUGAUUAUGCUAAUGACGACGACGACGACAACAAUGAUGAUGGUGGUGAUGAUAAUGAUGAUGAUGAUGAUGAUGAUGAUGACGACGACGACGAUGAUGAUGAUGAUGAUGAUGAUGAUGAUGAUGAUGAUGAUGAUGAUGAUGAUGAUGAUGAUGAUGAUGAUGAUGAUGAUGAUGAUGAUGAUGAUGAUGAUGAUGAUGAUGAUGAUGAUGAUGAUGGUGAUGAUGAUGAUGAUGAAGGAGCGCUCUCCUAUGGCUAG
Molecule: messenger RNA, 2329 nt
Organism: Spirometra erinaceieuropaei
Lineage: Eukaryota; Metazoa; Platyhelminthes; Cestoda; Diphyllobothriidea; Diphyllobothriidae
Source: the annotation of a GenBank genome assembly